This is a messenger RNA of Hypoxylon fragiforme, 1344 nucleotides long. Its product is annotated as RmlC-like cupin domain-containing protein. NCBI's taxonomy places the organism in Eukaryota, Fungi, Ascomycota, Sordariomycetes, Xylariales, Hypoxylaceae. The record is from RefSeq and is a predicted model, not a curated record. The coding region runs from base 295 to 843 and encodes 182 amino acids. The transcript is spliced from 2 exons.
CCUAGGGUUACAGGGUAAUCCUGAAAGUUAGUACUACAUAGAAACUAAACCAAUUAGCCAAUUAGCCAAUCAAUCAGUUCCAUUCAUACCCCCAAAUCACACACCAGGAACCAGGGACGAGGGAUCAGAUGACGUCUAUUCGACUUACAGUUCAAACUGUAUGUAUGUACCUACCCUAGGUUAAGUAAGUACCAAAAUGGUAUCAGAUCAUCUUACCUAGUAUGCUUUCUACAUCUUACUUCUUUAAAAUUAUGGCCUAAACUAAACUUGCAAUAAUAGGAUUAUCUGAUUGCCAUGGCUCCCAAUAUCAUACCUACACCACUUAAUUCCCUACGUGUCUCUCGCUACCUAAUCCCGGCACACAAUCUCAUACCCAACACAAGUAUCUUGAAUAAGCCACUCUUACAUUAUCAUGGAGCUUUCCCUGCUGCGACUUUGACUGCAUCGUCUAUAGAGCUGUACCUCACAACUAUUGGCGUUGUGGAACCGCAGUGGCGUUAUACCAUGUACAGUCAAACUCACUUUCACUCUACUACUCACGAGGUGUUGUGCAUCAGCCGAGGAACAGCAAAGUUAUGCUUUGGCGGCGAGGACAAUCCGGGGAAAGUGGAAAAGAAGGUUGAGCCCGGUGAUGUGUUAAUCUUACCUGCUGGCGUCGGGCAUAAGCUUCUGGAAGACCUAACAGACGAUUUUGAGAUGGUAGGGUGCUAUCCUAAGGGCUAUAGUUGGGAUAUGUGCUACGGAAAGAAGGGCGAGGAGACUAAGGUUCAAGGCAUUGCGAAGAUUCCUUGGUUUAUCAGAGACCCGAUUUAUGGCGAUGAAGGCCCUAUUCUUGAAAAUUGAUAUUUGACGCAUCAUAGGGUACGACGCAUCGAUAAUGGGACGAUACAAAUGCGAUUUGUCUUCUCUUUGUUCAGAGGAUCGGAGGUACGCGAACAAGCCAAGCGGCACAGACUACCCGGUCUCCUUCCAUGUUCCAUUUUCAACGACAGAGCUACACAAAUUCAUGCUUCUUUAUACCAAGGCUUGGAUCAAACUUUACACUACAAACAAACCACUUUCUGAGUUAACUUUAUGUAUCGGAGCGCCUCGACACCACAUUCAACUCGAACGAUGGUGCCAUGUCAUCCUAGACAAGAGAGAGAGCAUUGAGGCCCAGGCUAAUGCUUUGGUACUAACCUCUGUCAAAGUGUAACAACCGAUGCACAUAACUAUUCUUGACCUAACCACACGACCUUAGCAAUAUCCAGAUGAGAUCAAAGGAACGUGUCAUUUCGGUCAUAUUUAUCUAGAAAGGAAUUUGAGAUUCGAAUCCUCCACGCUCGAUUUAUAUAAGGCCUUAUA